AUGGGUGGUUUGACUUUCGCACGGGGCCUCAUCCUGAUUGUAACUGCUUCUUGCAUGUUGGCAGUUAGUACGGCCGACAAGAAUCACAAGAUCAUUGUGGGCGGCUCCGAAGGCUGGAAAUUCAACUUUAGCUACACUAGUUGGGCUGAAAAAAAUGGCCCCUUUUACGCCGAUGAUACAUUGGUUUUCAAGUAUGAUGCUCCGGUAGACAAUAACUCAAUUCCUCACAAUGUAUUCUUGCUACGAAACCAUGAGAGCUUCGAAAAGUGCGAUUUAAAAGGAGCGAAGUUGCUGGCCGACGAGAAACAAGGAGGUGGCGACGGCUUCGAGUUCGUGCUGAAAAAGUGCAAGCCUCACUACUUUGCUUGUGGUGUGCACGAAGGCGCCCAUUGCAACUUUGGAAAGAUGAAGUUCUUUGUCGAGCCACUGCACCGUCCCUCGUAAUUGGUUUAGAUAAUAGAUAUAGAAAGUGACAUGUUUAUUUAUUUUUUAUUUUUAUUUAUCCAUCCUUGUGAUUGAGAUAAUUGUGAAUAAAUGUACCUAAUGUGACUUGGU
Molecule: messenger RNA, 555 nt
Organism: Corylus avellana
Lineage: Eukaryota; Viridiplantae; Streptophyta; Magnoliopsida; Fagales; Betulaceae
Product: blue copper protein 1b-like
Molecular function (GO): electron transfer activity
Source: RefSeq, a predicted model, not a curated record